AUGGCCGACGCACCGCCCCCGCAGCCCCCCGCCGGGGAGCCCGUGCCGCUCUCGGAGCCGGACGUGGCCCCCCCGGCCGCGGACGGGCAGCAGCCGAAGAAGAGCCCAAUCGGGUUCCUGCGCUCGGCGUCGGCGAAGAUCGGCGCGAAGGUCGCCGAGGGCGUGCAGAAGGCCAAGACGAACAUCUCGGACGAGACGUUUUGGCAGACGAAGAAGGAGUGGGUGGGCAGCACGUACAACAAGGCGCGCACGGGCAUCAGCACGUCCAUCCAGAAUAUACGGAGCAAACUGCAGAAGGAGAACACGACCACGCUGGCGGAGCGCGAGCACAAGACACGCCCCGUCCUCCGCGUGGUCCUCAUAUGCUGCACUGCCCUCGUCUCUCGGGACCCUGCGACCUUCCAGGGGGCCCUGACCGCGCAGCCGGACGAGGAGCAGGCCUCCUACCUCCUCGCGCACCUGCUCGACUCCUCCGGCACCGUCCUGAUCCCCGGCACCACCGCGCCCAUCGUCAUCUUUGCUGCACUCAAGGGCUACCUCCAGGGGCUCCAGGACCCCGUGUUGACGUUCGACCUGUACCCGCUGUGGAUCGGCCUCGCGGCCGCGCCGCACCAGGCGGUGGACCUCCUCCCGCGGCUCCCGAAGACCUCCCUGCACACCCUGGAGGUGCUGCUGGACAUGGGGGCGCGGCUCAUCGCGAGCGAGGCGUGCACGGCGGCGGAGCUCGCGGAGUUCCUCGCGCCCGUGCUGCUGUGGCAGCCGCCGACGCUGGCGGCGGAGGCGGACAAGGAGGUGGCGGGGCGGGUGCUCCCUGAGUCGCACGCAAGGGGGGUGUCCGAGGGGCUGAAGUUCAUGCUCGAGAACUUCCAGAUCCCCGUGUGA
Pedinophyceae sp. YPF-701 is the source of this 882-nucleotide messenger RNA. NCBI's taxonomy places the organism in Eukaryota, Viridiplantae, Chlorophyta, Pedinophyceae. The record is from the annotation of a GenBank genome assembly.